CUUACUCUUCAUCAAAAUCGAUGCUUUACUUACAGACACACUGUUGCUAACUGUCGACCAAGGUAUUCAAUGAUGCCUAGAUGUCUCUGUCGUCGAGCGCUUCAGCUACUCCUCACCGUCACCCUUUGCGUGUACGUCACACGAGCUGCCGAGCCUGAACAGGCAUGGGACACAGCAAAAAAUAGGGGAACGGCUGUCCCCCAGAUGAAAGAAGCUGCAGAACAUGAUAUCGACGAUGCAGGACCUGUUGACGAAGGCACUCGAGCAUACCACGCUGCGCUUCAGGCGUUGAGCCCUUUAUAUUCGAGCGAUGAAGCAGAGAUGCUGGCUUCGCAACAGAGCAUCUCGUUCCUACGCUCAUUUAUAUCUAGACGAGCCGGGCCAGUCGAUUUCAUGUUGCGAAUAUUGUCCAAUCUUCAUAUACCUGGUUUGGCUGGUUCGAGGAGCGCGCCAAAAGGGGAGAUUCGGGGAAGAGGCGCUAAAGUGCUAGAUCUUCUGAGUUAUGCUGUAGAGCAGGGGAAUAUGGACGCCUUGGCCAUGUUAGGAGAAGUGUCCAUGUUCCCCCCGACCUCUAUACCCAUGAACUUGACCCGGGCUUUCGAAGCAUAUACGACGCAUGCAACAUUAACCGGGAGUCCAUUUUCCCAAUCCCUGCUAGGGUUCUUCUACGCUACGGGAUAUGGAGGGGUUGUUGAAGUUGACCAGGCGAAAGCGUUGCUCUAUUAUACUUUUGCGGCUGUCGGAGGGGAUCAAACAGCCGAGAUGGCGCUUGGGUAUCGACAUUGGGCGGGAAUCGGCGUGCCAGAAGACUGUAUGACCGCGCUUGGAUGGUACGAGAGCGCGGCAGAAAGAGCGAUGGCGCAGUUUUUAAGUGGCCCACCAGGUGGAAGGACACUUCUCUUAUAUCCAACUCGUCUAUCGGACUUGAUUGGAGGUGUCUAUGGGCCUGGAUCGAGCGUUGCAUCUACGGGGUGGAACGCAAAUCGUGCUGCCGUCCGUGCCGGGCAGGCGCGAGCUGCCGGAGAGACGUGGCAGGAUAUUUUGGAGUUCUAUCAGUAUCAUACGGAUCAAGGCGAACUGGAAUAUACCCUCAGACUGGGCAAGAUUUACUACCACGGUACCUUGUAUAUUCCAUCGGCCGGUUCAUCUGCCGGCGGGGACGCCGUCGGUGCUGUCCGGCAAGAUUACAGAAGGGCUGCCCAGUACUUUGUCCGAAUCGCAAGGCAUAUGUGGCCAAGGGAUAGCCUGAAGGCACCUCUGGCAAAUCUCCGGGAGCUGGAUGAACGAUCCACAAUCCUGGUGGCUCAAGCCUGUGGAUACCUCGGACGCCUUUACAUGAGAGGAGAAGGUGUUAGGCAAGACGCAAAAAUUGCAAACAUGUGGUUCGAACGAGGCGCAGAAUACGGCGAUCGAGAGUGCCACAAUGGACUAGGUAUCAUCCAUAAGGAGGGACUAUUAGGUUCUAAGGAUGAUGCUAAAGCCAUCCACUACUUCGCGGGCGCCUCUGGUGCGGAUCUGGCUGAAGCGCAAGUUCAGUUGGGCCGGUAUCACCUGCUGAAUGGUGACAGCGUGUCUGCGACUCAAUUCUUCGAUAUUGCAUUGCGACAUGGUUCUCCCUUCGAGGCUUACUAUUACCUAGCUCACAUUCACGCGAGUAUGGCUAGGGCAGUGAGCCUAGGCACAACCAGCUCCGGAUCUUGUGCGGUUGCCUUAUCGUGGUUCAAGAUCGUGGCUGAACGAGGUGCAUGGGACAAUGAUUGGAUGGGCGAAGCAGAGAAGCGAUGGAAUACGGGACACGAGCAGGACAGAAAAAUUGCAAUGCUGUAUUGGGCCGUUGCGGCGGAAGCUGGGCACGAGAUCGCACAAAACAAUAUUGCCUAUCUGUUGGAUAAAGGAGAAGACUACGGAAUGACGAACCACACUUCCAGUUCUGCUCUCUUGUACUGGACUCGUUCGGCAGCUCAGAAUAAUAUCGACGCGCUCGUUAAGGUUGGCGACUACUACUAUCAUGGUCUCGGCAUAGCCGAUGCUCUCAUACCUGAACACCUGGAGAAAGCAGCUGGCUACUAUCAAAGUGCUGUCGAGUCUCAGUUGAGCGCUCUUGCGAUGUGGAAUUUGGGGUGGAUGUACGAGAACGGCUUGGGAAUUCCACAAGACUUUCAUUUGGCAAAGCGCUACUACGACUUAGCUAUGGAAACGAACCCCGGAGGUUACCUCCCUGUCACACUCUCCUUGAUCAAGCUCUACGCUCGCAGCAUCUGGUACACGAUUUCGGGCGGCAAAAAUCAUGGUCUUUCGUUGUGGGAUCUUCGGGAUGCAACAGAUGAGCAUUGGUAUCUCGGAAAGUCCAAGGAAGAUGCGAAGAAGGCACGGAGGAACUCAAUCGACGGAGGAAUUGGAGAGCGUGUCGGUGAAGAUGCCGUUCAAUGGGCACGCGACAGACGCGACAGAGAUGAGCAGGGCGAUUUCGGUCCAGAGGAUCAUCUUUUCUCUGGAGAGGGCGAAGAUGGCGAGAGCGUAGAAUUCGUCGAAACUCUGCUCCUGUUGAUUCUAUGCGGUCUACUUGCGUGGUUGAUUUAUGUUCGAACACAGUGGGCCACGCGCAGGGCGGUGGAGGAGAGACGACGGCGGGAUGCGGCCGGCCAGCCGGACGGACAAGCUCCGAAUCAUAGGAACGCGGUGGGUCGAGGCAACGCAGGGCUGCGUGAUGUUUUUCUAUAGCAUUGAGCGACAUUGUCGGGUAUAAUGCAUGGUCUUCCCAGGUAGAGGCAGAUGCAAUCAAAAACAUCAACUUUGAACGG
Molecule: messenger RNA, 2801 nt
Organism: Dacryopinax primogenitus
Lineage: Eukaryota; Fungi; Basidiomycota; Dacrymycetes; Dacrymycetales; Dacrymycetaceae
Product: HCP-like protein
Exons: 8
Coding region: 70-2721 (883 amino acids)
Biological process (GO): ERAD pathway
Cellular component (GO): endoplasmic reticulum membrane
Molecular function (GO): protein binding
Source: RefSeq, a predicted model, not a curated record